GAGCAAUUCAGUCUUGGGAGGCAAAGACAACAACUGCAUCAUGGCAAUGUCUGGCCUCUUACAGGAGCUCCGCUGCCCCAUCUGUCUGGAGUUCUUCAACAACCCCACGACCCUGCCCUGUGAACACACCUUCUGCCAUUCCUGCAUACAGGGGACCCUUGUUGCACAGGGGCCCCGCUGUCCUGAGUGUCGCGCCACAUUCCUCCAAGACCAGCUCAGGCCCAACCGGAUCCUACGCAACAUGGUCGACCGAGUGCACACCGAGCUGGGGGUGGGCACCUGCCCCAUGCACCAGGAGUGUCUGAGAAUGUUUUGCGUGACGGACCAGCGGCUCACCUGUGUGGUGUGUCGGGAUGCCAAGGAACACUAUGGCCACGUCUUCCAGCCCAUCUCUGAGGCAGCCGCCACCAGUAAGGAGGAGCUAAACAUGGCUCUAGGGUUCCUGUUGAAGGACAAUAGUGCCUUGAAGAAACUCAUUUCCCUGCAGAGACUGGAAAUCCAGAAAACUAAAGACAACUGUCAUCACCUGCUGGAUAAUAUCGGUGUUCAGUUCAAGGUGCUCCACCAAUUCCUCAGACAGAGGGAGCAGCAACUGAAGAAGGAGGUGAAGGACCAGGAGAGAGAGUUGCUGACCCCACUGGAGCAACAUCUGCUGCAAAUGGAGCAAACCCUGAAGGAGAGGCUGAAAAUGGAAGAGAUCCUGCAGGCAAAAGUGGACCUCAAUGAGCCCAACCACUUCCAACAGUGGUGGAUUGAUGAAGGUUCUUUGGUGAUUGAAGGUCUGAAGAACAAAGAACAGAAUACCAUGACAGAUCUUUACAAGUCAGAGGUAUGUGAGCUGCAAAUGAGCCCAGACGUGGGUGACUCCAUCUCUCUAGGUCCCUACCUGAGUCACCUGCAAUUUUUUGUGUGGAAGGAGAUGCUGAAGGUCAUCAAGCCAGUUCCUGACCGUGUGGCUGUGGCAAAGCGCAGCAACUCUUGCCUGGUGGUGUCCUCAGACAGUCGCAGCGUCAGACAUGUCGACUCAAGGACAAGAUGGGGCUCUGCAACUGGGGGACCUGAAUUCUCCAUGUGCCACACGUGGAGUGACGAGGGUUUUCGGGCUGGAAAGCACUACUGGGAGGUGGACGUGGGCAAGAAGAGCCACUGGAGCCUGGGCCUGGAUGCUCAGUCAGCAAGUAGCAGAGACGCCGUGUGCAGGUUGAACAGUAGCUUCGGCAAACACAGGGUCAGAAGUGCCAGGGAGAUCCUGGUUGAUCUGCAGGUCAGGCCCACCAAGAUCGGCACUUUCCUGGACUGUGAGAGAAAGCGCGUCUCCUUCUACAACGCAGAUGAUAUGUCUCUCAUUCACUCAUGUUCAUAUGACACUGACAAGUCCCUCUUUGUGUACUUCAACCCAGGGUUCUACUUCAAAGGCGAGAACGCUGAUCCACUGGUGGUCAUUUGGUAUUGAACAGUUUGUGCUGAUCCUGUUUAAUCACCAUAUAUUGAAAAAAAUGUUACUGAGAUAUAAACUUGGAAAAAGAUAGUUGUUCUUUUUUUGCAAAAUGAGAUAAA
Molecule: messenger RNA, 1557 nt
Organism: Scleropages formosus (Asian bonytongue)
Lineage: Eukaryota; Metazoa; Chordata; Actinopteri; Osteoglossiformes; Osteoglossidae
Product: nuclear factor 7, brain-like
Exons: 6
Coding region: 41-1453 (470 amino acids)
Molecular function (GO): protein binding; zinc ion binding
Source: RefSeq, a predicted model, not a curated record